AUGGGCAAUAGCUACACUCACCUGGCUACUCAGGAUCCUUCCGAAUUACAUCCAUCUUCAGCAUCAAACCGACCGGAUAUCUCGAAAUUACAGAAAUGGACCACACGAUUCACUCCAGCUGAUCAUACAUCACAUAUCAAAAUAUCUAGAAGUACAUCACAGUUCGGAGAAAUACAUCCAACCAUACGCGCUCCUGUCCAUAGCGAUGCUAUUGGAGCAUUAGCGCCAGUAAGGCCUGGUAUGGUACUUAGCGGAGGCCGUGAUAAGCUGAUAGCAUUGAACAACAUGGAUACGGGAAAAUGUAUUUUACGAUGGUACGGCCACGAGAAAGAAGUCACUAAGAUUUCAUAUCAAAAUAAAUAUGCAAAGCAUUUGAUUCUCAGUGGUUCAAGAGAUUCACAGAUUAGACUAUGGCAAUUUGAUAGUCCGAGUACUUUACGCAUCUUUUCGGGUCAUCAGAUGAGUAUUGGUGGAUUAGCUAUGCUUGAUCAAAUGAAAUUUGUCUCGGGAGCACGAGAUGCUACCUUGCGAUUAUGGGAUCUCGAGAUGGGCACAUGCUUGCGUGCUGUACGACAUUCCAGAAAUUUGGUAACUCAUAUAUCACAUUGCAGCACAAAUAAUCUACUUGCCCAGUCAUCAGAAGAUAAACAAUUGAAAAUUUGGGAUGGUCGCAAUUUGUGUCUUGCAUUUCAGUUUCCAAAAAAAAAUCAUAUCCUUACGCAUUGUGAUUUUUUACCAGAUGGUAAUUACUGCAUUUCAUCAAGUAAUGGUUUUAAUGGUGAUGGUUGUGAAAUUACGCUAUGGGAUAUUCGACAACAAAAGAUGAUCCAGGAAUAUUAUGGACAUGAAGAAUCGGUAAGCUGUACAAUUUUUCUGCCACAGCAGAUAAUCUCGAAACGUAUGCUGUUGAGUGUUUCCGCUGAUCAUACUGCUAAAUUAUGGAAUAUUGAUGAUGGAAGUUGUUUAUGGAGUGAGCUUAUACCAACUGCAUCUGAUCUAUUAGCAUGUGUAGGUUUCAGAGAUGGAAAUAUUGUUGUCAGUGGAUUGAAUGCAACAUUUUGUCAUUUACGAAUUCUCACUCGUGCUGCUCGUCCUUAUCUUGAAUGUAUUUCGGUUGCACAAUUGCGCACUCGAUAUUCAAUAAACGCCUAA
This is a messenger RNA of Brugia malayi, 1152 nucleotides long. RefSeq names its product T-cell receptor beta chain ANA 11, putative. Gene Ontology annotation, molecular function: protein binding. The transcript has 10 exons. The record is from RefSeq and is a predicted model, not a curated record. Bases 1 to 1152 code for a protein of 383 amino acids. Lineage: Eukaryota; Metazoa; Nematoda; Chromadorea; Rhabditida; Onchocercidae.